Messenger RNA from Aspergillus ochraceoroseus IBT 24754, 1397 nucleotides. RefSeq lists its product as uncharacterized. The transcript has 2 exons. Bases 136 to 1218 code for a protein of 360 amino acids. NCBI's taxonomy places the organism in Eukaryota, Fungi, Ascomycota, Eurotiomycetes, Eurotiales, Aspergillaceae. The record is from RefSeq and is a predicted model, not a curated record.
UUCUUCCUCCCUCCUUCCUUUUCUCACUUCUCUUUCUUAUCCAACUGUCAUCUUUCUCUUCAAUAUUUAUCACCGUAUCCUUAUUCUUCGCCUUUUCCACCCAUCAAAUUUUAUCCUGAGGCUGGUUUCAUCACUAUGGCAAUCUCUCACCUCGUCCGUCGCGGCGUCGAGGUUGUCGCCAAUACCGUGAAAGACGGACACCCCGGCAAUCAAACCCCAGACAUCCAAGUUGGAUCCCCAUGGCUAGCUUCGCUUCUCCUCGUCACUGUUCUUGCUUUCGUUUAUGCUAUAUUCUCGAUUGAAUAUACUUAUGGCUUACUGAUCCCCGCCCUUGCUGCGGUGGAAGACUCUAACCCGGAUCUUUAUGUCCGCGUUGAAGCCGACCCCACGCUGAAGAACUCUGGAGAUCCUGCUGGGCUGGAGACUGCUGCUGCUGCCCCAAGCCCGAUCACUAGCAAGCUACGCACCACCGUCUGCCAUUUACGUGCCCGUGCCGGACGCCGAUCCCGUUUCCGAGGUAUUGGCAUGUUUCUCCUAUACACUUUCGCCGAAGGUUUCCUGAACUCCAUUAUACCUCUAUCUCGGAACUUUAUUCUCGGUCGUUUCAUUGCCAACUUCGCUAUCGCGAUUCUGCUUGCCAAUCUCAAGGUUGCCUGGGUUCAUAUUGUGAUCUCAGAGCCCUCUUCCAAGCGUUUCUACCAACGCAUUCCCAGCUUCAGAGACCUACGCAAGAUUGUCCCCGCCGCUAUUUUUGAGUACCUCCUCACAAAUGGUGUCGCCUAUGCUACACUUGUCGCCAUCAAGUGCAUUCAUGGAUUGGAUGACUAUGAUGGAGUCCUUCGCGGGACUCCAUCCUCCCCCAUCGCUUUCCGGUCUGCGAUGAACGUAAUUUCCAUUACUGCCUUCGUUAGCUGGUUAACAUCAAUCCCAGCCAGGGCCAUUUUCAUUCGCGUUGCUGCCUCAAUGCUCCCCGAGGAAGACGAAGCUAUUGUGCCCUUCGAUCGCAGCUUUGGUGGAAAGGUUGUUCCUGGCGUUGUGGGAGCCGGCGUUCUUAGCAUCUCGGAUGCAUGGAAGACCUUUGACUGGGAUGGCCGCAAGCGCUAUCUCAAGGCGUUGUUCAAGGCGGUUACCAUCGAGUUCAGUGUGGCUGUGUUCUUCGGUUUGAUUUUCACCGCUGAGAUCCUUGGAGGAGCUUUAGUUUGCAAACCAAAGAACUAAGCAGCAUCUUCGUCUAUGCUUUUCUGGGUGUAUUCUCGACUGCCGUUCCAACAGGCUUUGGCUACUGAUUUAUCAUACUCUCCCCGGUCUCCCGUUGUCAAAUGGAAUUGUGUAAUGUAUAGGAUGUCGUUCAUUAAUUAUAUAUUCAUGGGAAUCUAUCAAUUUUUUUUUUUUCUUUU